AUGAACGAAGAGGUCAACGUGCUAACACUGAAGCCCUUCUGCGAUGUCGUUGAAGAGGCCAAAACGGCCUUGGAAAAUGCUGGUGAAAACGAGUCCAUGCGCAAAGCGGCGAAGAAGCUUCUCAGAGAAGGCGAAAAGGCCGUCAAGCUAAUCGAACCCCAGUGUACCAAGCGACACACUGAAUAUGGCGACAGCUUUCUCAAUGCUCUGCGAGAAAAUGAAGAAAUUAAAGAGCCUCGAGCGACACUGAGCCGUCUGGUAUACGGCUUCGACGAAUAUGUCGAGGAAGACGAGUUCGAGGCCGAUAAGUAUACCGAACUCCAGGCCUUCACACGAGAGGUUGCGCUCAAAAUCUACGAGGUUUUAAUCAGCAUGAAGCUGCCCUCCAAAGACCACACACCACAAUCAUAUCUCAACGAGUUCUCCCCUCCCUCCUCGCCAAUGCCCCCGCCAAGCUUUCCUAUACCACCAACACCACCACGCUCCUCGGUUCAAAGCGCGACAGGUGCACCAUCUAGCCCAGGACCAGGCGCUCCGCGGCGCGCAACUCAGAGCGUCUACUAUGCUAAUGAAGAGCUUGAAAACUUCCGCGAUCGACAGCCUAGCAGCGUGAUAGCUCCAGAGGAUGAGCCAGUCGUCAGCCCCUCUCAGCUAGCUCCGCCCCCUCAGCAGCCGCCGCCACCGCGGCCACCCUCGGCCGACCCAUGGGACACAACCAUUGUCGGAUCAAGCGACGAGAUUGGAGUCACGACGGAAGGCGAGCCGGUUCCAAGGCGACCGCUCGUGCCACUUCCGUUGCCCAGCCGGCCUUACCACUCGGUAACAUCGCCAGCCAGUUCUGGCCAGCGCAGGCUCAGCCCGACACUCCAACGUCGUCCAAUAGGCCUAUCUUCUGGGCAAGAGCAAAGAGCCUCUGAUACCGAUCCCUAUGACGAAGCAGAAUGGCGCCGCCUCACGCAUCAGCAUUAUGGCUACCAACAGAACAGUCCACAGCGGAGCCCGCUACAUCUUAACACAAAGCUCGAGCCGUUCCAGGAGGAAGAUGGCAAUGACAAUCAUGCCGCCGAUAGUGGUAAAUCCGUUAAACCUACAAAUUGGACGCAUCACACGCACCAGGUGUCGCUAGAGUCUGGUUCCGGUGCCCCCGAACACGACACACAUCGCGACACAUUCGGCGGCCUUCCACAGCGUCGUUCGAGGACGAACUCUGUGGCAGAGAGCAUCCUCGAUCCUUAUCUGAAUAAUGUCCGCAUAUCAGAUUAUUCACAAGAGACUGCUGGGAAUUCUAUUCGCCCGCCGAUGAUGCCCACUCAGAGCGUGGACGACGGCCUCAUCGUGGUAGAGUCAGAUCGUCGACCCUCAGGGCCGGCACCAAUCAUGUCACAGAAAGAUUCUUCGAUUGGAAGCAACUCCUCUUUUUAUCUCUGCAAGGGAUUUUGCAGCGGAGCCGAAGAGGUUGUGGUUGGUGGUCUAGGUGUCAAGAAGACACGAAGGCCGGUGGGCUUUACUGGAACAGCAACAGUGGCGCGCUGCACCGGGUGUGUCUUUGAGCUAUCUUUCCAAGACAUUGAAAAUGACUUGGGGAAACAGGAAUGUGGCAACUUUCGACACGGUGGUGUCGGCUACCGCUUGCGAUUCCUUCAAAAGAGCCAUGUUCACACCAAACGCCCAGAUGAUACUCUGUACGGUUGUGUAUUUUGCGUUCGCCAAGGACGAACCCUGGACCCCAGCGAUGCCACCGUCUUCUUCAGCGUCAAGUCGCUCUUCAAUCAUCUCGCGCGCCAUCCCAGACCACUACCCGAGGUGCCCGGCGUCGUCGUCGUUGACCAGGCGAACGUGCCCGAACAAUACCGCAACGAUUACGACCUGCACUUUAUGAAGCCGCCGGUGCCGCACCCCGCACUGGAGCACGAGCAAGAAACAGCCGCGAUGCCUGUGGGCGUGGCCCGAGAACCUGCACGUAAGAUGUAUGGUCAGAGACUGCUAGCAGACCGCACACCUGCUCUCGAGCUCGUGGUCGGCUCCAAAGUGACUGGUCUUAGCUGGCCAGCCAAGUACAAUGGAGAGUGGUGCAUGGGCUGGUACGACGGCGUGCACGCCUCUGUCCCUCUGGAGACGCUGAGGCUGGAAUCGCCUCCGUCGCGCGACAUUCGCAUGGACGGGACGAGUCACAUCCGAGCCAAGGCAAGAUGGAAGUUUGCGCACAAGGAUAAGGACAAGACGGAGUGGCUGAGGUUUGACAAGAACGAAGUCAUCACCAACAUAAGCUGGCCCUAUCCUGAACAUUGGUGCUGGUCCGGCACAAAUGCCAAGGGCAAAUGGGGCAUAUUUCCCCAGGCGUUUCUCGAUACAAACACGGUGCAGGAGCUGUCGCCUGCUGCCGCCCAAAGGGGCUGUGUUUAUCGCGACGAGCAAGCUUCAGCUCUCUCUUGCGUUGGGAUGGCUUGCCCUGCCAAGUCGGUUUUCUUUGCUUAG
Molecule: messenger RNA, 2475 nt
Organism: Beauveria bassiana ARSEF 2860
Lineage: Eukaryota; Fungi; Ascomycota; Sordariomycetes; Hypocreales; Cordycipitaceae
Product: SH3 domain-containing protein
Exons: 4
Coding region: 1-2475 (824 amino acids)
Molecular function (GO): protein binding
Source: RefSeq, a predicted model, not a curated record